AUGGUAAACAUGGUUUCAAAGAUGCUACUUUACACUGCUCCUUUUUUGUGCACCCUUAUCAUCUUUAAUGGAGGAGUUGCCUCAUCACCUUUAACACACCAGGAACUCAUCUCAAAAAUUGGCAACAAUCACAUGCUGAGGAGUAUGGAUGCCUCUCUCCUGAAAAAUGCCCAGAAACCUGAAAUUUAUGAAGAAUAUCUGGCAAGAGACUGCAGGGCUGCUUUUCGCCGUGGUAGGAAGGAAAGUGGCCUGUAUGUCAUCCGUCCCAAACACUCUCCCUUACUGGUGGUCUACUGUGACAUGGAAUAUGAUGGAGGAGGCUGGACGGUGCUGCACAGAAAUGACGUCAAUCAAAAAUCACCUUGGACAAGCACAUGGAAUGCUUAUAAAAUGGGCUUUGGGCACCUAUCAGGAAACCACUGGCUUGGCAAUGAAUAUAUACACCUCUUAACCCAACAGAAUGCCUUCUCUGUGCGGUUCCUCAUAGUUGACAGUGUUGGGAACAUCAAGCAUGCUGACUACCAUAGCUUUAAGGUAGAUAGUGAAGGUACUGGCUAUACACUGAGGCUAGGGAACUAUUCAGGGGAUGCAGGGGAUGCACUGACCACAGUAGGAGAAUCAGGUGUCCAUGACAACAUGAGGUUUUCCACCCAGGACCAGGAUAAUGACCGGAGGACCAAUACAAACUGUGCACUAGACAAUGCUGGUGGCUGGUGGUACGAUAACUGUUACUCAGCCCUUCUAACCAGCAGCGACCACAUACGUUGGAAAGGAUUGUGCACAGACAUUAGCAGGUGUCAAUCAGCAGCCAUCCUGAUUAGACCAAAUGGACAAAAUUGCAAUCUACCUUCUAGAUUCUAA
Euleptes europaea (tarantolino) is the source of this 861-nucleotide messenger RNA. RefSeq names its product fibrinogen-like protein 1-like protein. NCBI's taxonomy places the organism in Eukaryota, Metazoa, Chordata, Lepidosauria, Squamata, Sphaerodactylidae. The transcript is spliced from 3 exons. The record is from RefSeq and is a predicted model, not a curated record. The coding region runs from base 1 to 861 and encodes 286 amino acids.